AUGGAAGAGACCCUGUCACUGUGGAAGAACAAGAUCAGCUAAAUCGUAGUAUCAAGAAAGCCAAAAGGGCUCGGAUAAGGCCUCGGGUUGGUGAUGACAAUCAACGAGUUCCUCUGAAAGAUUGCUUUGGAAGUACCGUGAAAUGGUUUUGGGAGAUACGGAUGAAGACUUUGAGAUGGGGGCUGAAACUCCCCUGGAAGAUGCUUCCAGUAAUGAAGAGGUAGAUUCGUAUCCCUCGGAUGAUGUGAAAUUUUCGAAAGUACAAUGGAAGAAUUUUAGGGCACCGUGGAGGUCUGCCUUAAUUAUAAAAGUUCUAGGCAAGUCUUUUGGGUAUCAAUUUCUUCUCCGAAGGUUAACCGCAAUCUGGAAACCGAAAGGGGAUUUCAAGUUGAUCAACCUUAGUAAUGAGUUCUUUACUGCGCGUCGGACUUGAAGGAGGAUCGAGACAGGGUUCUUAUGGAGGGCCCCUGGAAGAUUUUAGACCACUACCUUGCGGUUCAGAGUUGGUCUCCCAAAUUUAGGCCUUCAACAGUGUCACUGACUAUUGAUAGGGUUGCUUUGUGAGUUCGUAUCCCUGAUUGUCUGAUGGAACUUUAUAAUGAGACAGGAAUGAAGGGAAUCAGGCAUUUCAUAGGCAAGACUCUAAAAAUUGAUUUCAAGACCCAAUCCGGGAAGAUGGGCCACUUUGCGAGAAUCUACGUUGAGGUGGACCUUACGAAGAAGCUUCGACCUGACUUUACAAUUUUACGAGAAAGGUAUGGAAUCCAAUAUGAAGGGAAUACAUUUAGUCUGUUUCAACUGUGGGGUGUAUGGGCACAAAUUGGAGGAGUGUCCCUUGAGAUGCAACACUGAAACGAAGGUUAACGAUAACUCAUCUGGAAUUCUUGAUUCCGUUGGUGCAGAUUCGAGGGUUCCAAAGGAAAGCAAUAUCCCUGAGUUUCCUCAAAAGCCUUUCAUACCAGUGACAGUUUCUCAGCUAAAUCCUUCACCUGGUCAUGGGCCUUGGAUGUUGGUAGAUCAUUCCAAGAGAAAUGGGGGAGGUAAACCACCUCGUACAAGGUCAGGAAGAGGUUUCAUAUCAUCUAAAAACUUGAACACUAAGUGGAAUUUAAAUUCGGACCCAAAUGAAGAGCCCAUGAAUGUUCUUGACACAAUUGUUGAUCCAACUAUGAAGCGUGAUCCUAUAAAGUCUUUCCAAAUUAAGUCAGUUGAGAGGGUGAGGUUAGCAAGAGAUCAAGACUCUUGGAGGUUUAAGAACAAGAUUCCUUUUGCUGGACCUGGGGCAAAUUUUUCAAGUCUUCCUUUCGAUUAUCAGGGGACCCUUGUAAUUCAAGAUACGGAUGGAAGACGAAAACCUCGUUGGAUGGAUCAAGAUUAUGACCCUGGGGACAUGGACUCAGAACAGGAAGAUGAUACUGAUCCAAAAUCACCAAUUCCUCGCAAUGGAUAUUUUGAUUCGGCUGGGCCUCAACAAGUGAGACUUUGUAUAGGAAGAGUAUUUCUCAUAAGGACCAGAUAAUGAAUUUAGGAGAUGACAAUGUUGUUAGGAAUAAGAGAGACGAAAACGCAGCUCAGGGAAUGGAGUUUGCUUCAAGAAAACAAGGAAGGGAAAUUUCUACAGCAGGGGACAUCUCCCCAUAAGGAAGUAACUCUAAACUAUCAUAGUUUUAAUGAUUUUUAUGUCCUGGAAUCGUAGGGGGCUGGCAGCCCCCGUUUUAAAUAUGUUCUUAGGGAUAUGAUCCAAGCUUAUAAUCCGGAUGUGCUAGUAAUCUUAGAAACCAAAGUUAGUGGUAUUGUGGCCGAUAGAGUUUGUGGUAGUUUUUUAAGAUUUUCUUAUACUCGCAUUGAAGCUUCGAGAUUUAAGGGUGGCAUUUGGGUGCUGUGGAAACCUAAUCGUGUUUCACUUGUUGAGUCAAAUAGACACAAUCAAGUCUUUCACUUUAGGAUCACUAAAGGUAGUUUCUCGGGUGUGUUUACUACUAUAUAUGGGAGCCCGCAGAGGGCCACAAGAAGGGAAUUAUGGAUUUUUCUCGAGUCAAUCGCGUCUGAAAUUGCUGAGCCUUGGCUACUAUUAGGUGACUUUAAUGAGAUUUUGGUGAGCAAGGAAAAGUUGGGUGUUGCCUCUUUUAAUCCGAGUUUAGCGACCCUGUUUAUCAAUAUGAUGAAUAAUUGCCAGCUAUUGGACCUUGGCAGUACAGGACCUAAGUUUACUUGGAGAGGGCCGCUGUUACAAGGGUGCUCUAGAAUUUUUGAGAAGUUGGAUAGAGGUUUCACAAAUACGGAAUGACAAUUAGCUUUCCCUGAGACAUCCAUUAGAGUUCUACCUCGAGUUAAAUCUGACCAUCGCCCUAUUCUGUUAGACACGGCUGGAUUUUGUGCCAGUAGUCAUUCUCAAAAACCUUUUCGGUUUAUGGCAGCAUGGCUAACCCAUAAGAUGUUUCCCUCAUUCCUCGAAGAGAUUUGGCCCAAAUCUGAACCUCUAACAACAGGGUUAGCAACUGCCCAAGGGAAAUUUUCGCAUUGGAAUAAGGAAAUAUUCCAAAGCAUUUCUAAAAGGAAAAAGGUAAUUCUGGCCCGACUAGCAGGUAUCCAACGAAGAAUUCCCCAUAGUCGCAAUUUAUUCCUGUUAACUUUAGAAGUUGAGUUAAAUAGAGAGCUUGAUAAUAUUCUCCUACAAGAGGAAAUCACCUGGUUUCAAAGAUCUAGAUGUGAAUGGGUGUGGUUUGGGGAUCGCAAUACAAAACUUUUCCAUACUAGGGCUAUAAUAUCCUGUAAAAUGAUUCACAUAGAGACUUUAAAAUAUGUCAAUGGCAAUUGGGUUUCGGAGGAUUCAACCUUUAAGGUGCUGGCAGUUGAGCAUUUCUAGAAUCUGUAUGAAAUCUUAGAUACGAGGGUUAAAUUAAUUACGGAUACGACCUUCCCUAUCCUUCCAGCAGAAGCUAUGAGGAAUCUGAUUAAACACGUUUCUUUAGAAGAGGUUCAUUCAGCAAUGUUUGCCAUUCUGGUCCAGACGAAUUUCAGGCUGUUUCUUACCAACAAAAUUGGUCUACUAUUGCCUCCUCGGUGGUUGCAUUUGUGAAAGAUAUUUUGGAGAAAGGAAAUUCAAUAGAAAAGGCGAAUAACACUUUCAUAGUUCUUAUUCCUAAAGUUGAGCUCCCUGAAUCUAUAACUCAAUUUAGACCAAUUAGUUUAUGUAACGUUUCCUAUAAGCUCGUCACUAAGAUGAUUGCCCUUAGACUGCGAGACUAUCUAGGGAUGAUAGUUUCUCCCAAUCAAGCUAGCUUCAUUCCAGGGAGGCAUAUACAAGAUAAUAUCAUUAUUGCACAAGAGCUAAUUCAUACAAUGGAAAAAUUAAAUAAAUCUAGGAAAUUCAUCUUAGUUAAAGUAGACCUAGAGAAGGCGUAUGAUAGAAUUGCCUGGGACUUUUUGGAAGAAAUUCUAGAGUUGGUAGGUCUCCCUAGGAGUUUGAUAAAGGUUAUAAUGGAUUGUGUAAGUUCGGCGAAGAUGUAAUCCUUUGGAAUGGGGAACCCACUUCCGUCUUUAGUAUGAGGAGGGGUGUUCGGUAGGGUUGUCCUUUAUCUCCCUAUUCGUUCGUUCUUUGUUUAGAAAGACUUUCCCACUAUAUCGAGGACGCGGUUAGAUAGAGUAGGUGGAAGCCUAAUCCUGUGGGUUCACAUGGGCCAGCCAUCUCCCAUGUGAACUUUUUAUUGUCUUUUAGAAGCUUUCAACACCUCUCUCGUGCUCCCUACUCGAAUUCAAGACUUUAUAUGAGAAUCUGUGGAUGUCUUUGUGCUCUGGUCUAAUGCAUUUGGUUAUGUUAUUUCGAAUAUAUGACUAGAAAGAAACAAUCGUACAUUUCCUUUUGAAAGUCUCUAGAUCAAUAACUCAUCUUUGGGACGAUAUUAUAUUAGCUGCCUCUUCUUGGUCGGCUAAAUCAACGGUUCUUUCCUUCUAAUUAUGAUAUAUUUAUCACCUCUCUAAGUUGGAUUCCUUUUACUUAGCCUACUUUUUUAUGGGCAUCAUUUUUAUGUUCCUCACCUACUUUUUGAAUAAAAGAUCUAAUGUCUCUUCCAAAAUAAAAAAAAUAAAAAAGUUUAUAGGUAUAUAAGUAAGGGACAACAUCUUUAUCACGGUAUCUCAAGUAUCUUCUCAUGCUCAAAGUAAAUAAUAUAUUGUGGAGAUAUUUGAGGUGCUUGGUGUUGGGAUAAUUGAGCCAAAACAAGAAACCCAUGUCGUAUGAAGAAAAUGAUUAUAAUAUUGUUUUUCCUAUAAGGAUUAGGAUAUUUGACCUCCUAUAAAUAGAGUCAUUUUGUUUAUGUGUUGUUGCAAAUCAAAGUGGCCAUUGAACGUGAACGUGUACGUGCACGAAUUUUCAGAGGGCAACGACAGUGGUAUUUAGUAGAGUUUCAGAGGCGAGAUCCAGAAUUGUAGAACAUCGUCAACAACCUAUUCUCGCGGGUAUUUGGUGCAUGAAUUUUCAGAGGACAACUGUAGUGGUAUUUGGCAGAGUUUCAGAGGCGAGAUCCCGGGGUUGUAGAGUAUCGUCAGCAACCUAUUCUCAUAGGUAUUUGGUGAUGUUUUUCAUUUCGAUUUUUUAGGAUUCUAUUGUUGUAGUUUCUAGAAGCUAGGUGACUUUUGUCGAGACCUCUAGAUUUAAGAGAUUAUUGUAUUUGCCCAUUGUAUUAUCUCAAAAUCAUAGUAAAACUGUUGCCGUGGAAGAUUGGACAUAGCCCGUAGUUAGGGUGAACCAGUAUAAA
This is a messenger RNA of Momordica charantia (bitter melon), 4757 nucleotides long. The record is from RefSeq and is a predicted model, not a curated record. NCBI's taxonomy places the organism in Eukaryota, Viridiplantae, Streptophyta, Magnoliopsida, Cucurbitales, Cucurbitaceae.